CCUAGCUGCUGACAUAUUUUUUUUAUUAUUAUUCGUCCACUUUGUGAAAACCCAGUCGCUCAGUCAUCUGCUCUUUGAGACAGAAGGAGGGGGAGUAAGCGUGUUUGCGAUCAUUUUACACAAAUUUCGCAAUUUCUCUUCUAACUGUGUAUAGCUGGUGCUGCCUCCUCUGUGUCAUUAGUGCUGCUAGUCUAUUUUGGUCUGUGUGUAAUUGUUCUAUUCCUAUCCGUUGUGUAAUAUUGUAAUGUCUUCAUUUUUGCUUUCUUUAUUUGUGUUCACUGUGCGACACGCGUUCAUACCAAGCUGAGUCGUGUAGUGUUCAUCUUCUGUCAUAUAAUGCUCAAAGAUAUUAAUAAUUUUUGUAUUUUAUCAACAUAGCUUAAACCAGUGACAUUACUUAUCUAAACUAUCACAGAUGACAGAGUUAAUCGGAUAAGUUAUUUCAGUAUUUGCUUAUUUGUGGAGCAGGAGAGGCUAUUAAUUUAACUGUAUUCAGAUGUUUAAAAUAAAAUUUUGGAAUUUAUAUUUUCCUUUCAUUCUUGCAGUAAUCACAUGUAGUGAAUUUUGUUUCCAAGGUUUUACAUUUAGUACAGUGUGAUUGUAAUCUUGGUAUAUUGCAAAGUCCUUCAGUCUGAACUGGAAGAUUAUUAUUCAAGGGUCUAAAGUUAAAAUAUGCUACACAGUCUUUUGUGUAAUGUUUGCAAGUUAUUCGAAUAACUUGCAAACAGAUCUGUAGGCCAUUGGUCUGCACAUAAUUUUGUGCAAGAAGAUUCGAGAUCCAUUCAUCUUUUUGGAUGUUUUCACACUCUCACCCACAGCCUCAUCCAACCGGUUCACACCUUUCAUCUUCUGAGCUUUGUUAGGUGCUAUAGUCAAAUAAUAAUAAUACAUUGAUUUGUCAUUUCAUUCAGAAUAGUUACAUGACACCAAAUGAGACUAAAAUUAGCAUUCCCAUUAUAAAUACAUAGAUUUUGAAUUUUUUAUGUCAUUAAAUAUAAAUUAUACAAUAAGGUACAGCAGGUAUGAGAAAGUUCACGGACAUCAACGGCGCGGGUAGAGUUUAUGUUCAUUUUAUAGGAACAAACAGUUCGUGUUGACAAUGAAGGGGUUAAGGAAAUGGAGAAAUGAGGAGGAUGGGCUGUGACAUUGAACACUGCACAAAACUGAGAAGACAGACUAGGCAUCAUUAACAAGGUGUCUGUAAUGUCGGUUCAUUAUGUCAGUGGUGUCAUCUGCUAACACUGUGAAACUGGGGUAAUCAGGUAUCUUAAAAGGAAACAUCGGGCGAUCACCUGCCCACGUCUGGUGACUUCCCAGCAUGCAUUUCAAUUGCAAAAGCCAUAAUCUCAUAGGAAGUUAUUGUCCUCUCUCCCAGGCUUCUCCGAUUAUCACACGCAUGAAAACUGUGCCAGGGUAAGAGGUUUCCCCGCGAUAAUCUUUGUAAAACUCCUCCAACUGCUCCGACCAUGAUAGACGUUUUCCAUCCUGGUGUUGUCAUCAUUUUGGUGGACUCAAGUAGCGGUAAACCCCUGUAGGGGGGAAUCUUUCAUUGGGGAUUAUCUCGUAGUGGGGUACACUACACGUGACGAGUGUUCACUGGUUGGUUGUCAAGGAAUUUUUCCCAGUGUUUCAGUUUCGUACCCCAUUAGUACCCUUUACCCAUCUCUCCCGCAUAAUGAGAAAUCUCUGUUCCUGUCAGAUAAUUAAACAGCCAGUCUUAAACUGCAGGCUUAUUUUGGUACUUUGAGUCAAGAUUAAGUAGUGGAAAGACUUUUGGUCAGAUGAUGUGAGAAUACACACUGCUGUUUCAUACUUCUUAAAAAAUUAUUCAAGUAAUCGGCAAUGUUACAAGAAAAUGUCUGACGCUCCUCACACUCAACAAAGACCUUUGACAUGAAAGUCAUACAAUUAGCAGUCUGCUUGCAAACUUGCGACUUGUUUGUGAGAGUGGCCAGUCCCUAACAACCUCUGUAUAUCCCCAACCGUCAAGAGCAGAGAACUGUUGCAGUGACGCAGGAGAUGGGCAGCUGAACUCCAUCCACUCCACUCACUUUAGCCUGCAUCCCAGUCACGAGGGGACAGUCGACAGGCAGAAUCCUUCCGCUGUACUUCCCUCUUAGUGUCAACUGAACCCGUCACGUGAUCAUGUGCAGGGCGCUCCAGAGAGCAGACGACCAGCAGCGCAGAUGACAGUAACUGGAAAAACAAGGGUUCAGGAUGCCUCUUACAUUCCGGAAUAUUUGGUGAAAAGCGACCAUCUGCUGUGGUGUAUCCUUCUCGGGAUCAGCACUGAUCAGAGUGCAGAAAUUUGUUAAAUAAUACUUGACAAUAUAUUGUAUUGUGAACGACUUUACUGUGUUGAGCAUCGAAGUUCAACGCCAUGUGAAACUAGUGUGCAGGCUUUGAAAACAAAAUGGUGAUGAUACUGGAGUAAAGACACCUGGUUAUUACAGCUCCACAUCUUUUGUCCCGUGGUAGCUUUUUGUACCACAGGUCUGGUAAUGGAAAGCUCCAGCACUUCAGGGCAAUUCAGCACCGCAAAUACUUCAGAGGUCGCUUCGCAAGAAAUUUUUACAACUUCUGAACCUAUCGCUUCAACUGUUCCUGGUGCUGCUACUGUUGCUAGUGUUGCUGGUGUUGUUGGUGGCCUUUUCAUGGUAGCAAUGAUGACAGCCUGCUUUCUCUGGUGGCGACGACCACGACGCAAUGAGUUACACAGUGCAGGGCAAGACAAAGAUGAUGUUAUAUACUACGAAAUCUCCGAGGAUCCAUCGUCGAAAAAACGGAAGAAAAGAAAAUACAAGAAGAAGGCUCUGGGUAAAAGCGCCGAGACUCCGAACGCAGUCGAGGUGGUAGCGGUGGACGCAGCGCCAGACAUCAUCACUGCCCACGACAGCGACUCCAUCUACGAGACCCUGGACAAGAAGCGCUGGUCACAGGACCAGAAAGUUCUGGCGAUCGUCCGGGCCGACAGUCUCACAUCUGGCGUGGUGGUCAGCGGCCGGGAGUCUCCGCCUCUGGACAUCAAACCCUGUGACCGUACCUACGACCACCUCGACCACUUUGACGCCCGGAAAGAGAGGGACAGUCAGCUGCGCCACAGCGGCUCCACCACCUCCCAGCGAGGGAGUAGCGGCAUGGACAGGUACCAGCUUGACCCGACAACCAAAAGAAGGAGUAGCGAAAGGACCAGUGGAGGACUAAGGGAGCUCAGUGUUCCGUUUGAAGAGUCCACGUCUCUGGCCGAACUUGCUUCCCAGAGCGGCGCUGGGGGCAAAAAAAUCGUAUGCCAACUAACCAUGCUUGGGGUCAUGGAGGAUGGGCGGCCAGUCCCCAUACAGUCCCCUCGAAUGUCCAAAACCUACUUCUUGUUGGAACCGGACAGUCAGACGGAGGCAGGGAUCUCGCCCAAAACGCGAUUCCGCAUCCGAGAAGACAGAUCGGGUCCUUCUUCCUCGACUUCAGAGUCUGCCGGGAGGAACCUUCCUGUCACGUCUGCUGCUCCAGACUACUACAUCCUUGAGCCUGUUAGUGACCGCGACAGUAUCUGUGACGUCACUGAUGUCGAGCAUAGCGCUCCUUGCCGAGACUUAGACGAGGGCUGCAGCUCGGUUCCCAGUUCUAACCGGGGCCAAACUUUGCCAUUGUACAAAGAUGUCCGCAGUAUUUCCUGUCCAGUGGAAACAGUCCAGUGUCCUCGCCCCAAGCAACUAGAUUUCAAGCGGUCCGUGUCCUCCCCUCAGCCUGAAAAGAUUAGCCCUCGGGACAGGAAACUCGACCCCGUAUUUCUCCAGCAAAGAAUUGAAGAGGAGAUGAGAGCCCUAGGCAUCAUGCAGGCCGUGUGCAAUGACCGUAAUGAAGUCAGUGAUAUCAGCGAAGCGAGUGACAUUGAACAGGAUGAGAACUCAGACCGUCAGUCUAUGUCAAAAGAACGCAAGGGCCAUCUUGGCACGAGUAGCAGCGAUUACUUCCUCCUGGAGGCCACCGCGUCGAAGGAAAACGAAAACGAAGGAGGCGACAGCUUUCAGCCCCAGCUUCCUCCUCGCAGGCAACGGUCUGCUGGGAUGCCGACGACCCCUGACCUGGAGGUCAGCCCAGGCAAGUUCGCCUACCAGCGACAGAUCAGUCAGGGUGUGCCACCUCGCCUCCCUGAACGUAAUCCCAACAUGAAGUCACACACACGCAGCAAGAGCGAGACCCGGAUGUUCCUGCCCACCGGUGGCCAACCUUCGUCUCCCACUAACUGUCCUGCUGAUGACGGUCCCGUCAUCGUGUCCUUAAAGAAGAACAAAGCCGGAGAUGGGAGUGUAGCUCCUGUUUUCGGAUCUUCGGAAUCUUUUCGGCCUCGACUGCAGACAUUGCCGAGUGGAGCGUACUGAUCUGGAACAUUAAGAAAAAAAGAAUACGUAUAACCAAAGAAAUGACAAUCAGAAAUGACAAGAAACAAAGGUCGAGAUUCAAGUUAUAAUAAGAGUCAAUAAUACAAAGCAAUGCGAACAUACACGUCUCCCCUCCCUACCCACGUGUGCACUCGCUUUCUUUCUCUCACAAUGUACAAACACAGGCACGCAGACAAGACUGGCCACUAUGUGAAAGUACAACAAACUGUACAAUAAACAGCCACACUAGAGAACUGUGUACAGACCGCUGUCCUACAAACCUUUGGCUGAAGUGGGUUACAAGAGGGAUGAUCUAAUGGGAAGUGUAGCUUGAGGCUUUUAUUUGUCACUCCGACCUUCUCUGCCCCCUUUACAGCCUUGUAACUUGACUCAGCCUGCACUCAUCACACCCUCACUAGUCAUUCCCCCCCCCCAACAAAAACAACAACCAACACCCCACCCAACCCCACUCCUGUUUGACUAACAAGUGUGUACGUGCUCAAGGAGCAGUAUGUGACUUGGGGAGGUGGGGAGGAUAUUGUGCUGUUGAAGAUGAGUCGUGUCUGUGAUGAACUGUGUCGAGUGACUCAAUUUGUGAUGACAUGGGUGUCGAGACUGAUGACUGGAUUCACGAUCAUUGGUACUAGUCUACACUUGAGUAUUUACAAUAAACACUGGACCCCGUGACAUUUUCAACAACAGACUGCAUUUGUGAUAAAAUGUGCACCUCCAUAAGAGGAACACGAUGAAUUGUCUUGGCAACAAGGACUAAAUUUGUCAAGAAAAUUGUUUUCAUGUUAGAGUUUCUUACUUCAUCUCGAGACUUUGAUAAUAAGGUUUCGGUUUUUUUGGUAUGUUUUUGCUGUAGUCUUGCGAAUAACACCAAUAUUAACUCGAAAUACAUAAAUGCAUUGAUAGACUCA
Messenger RNA from Pomacea canaliculata, 5302 nucleotides. RefSeq lists its product as uncharacterized. Lineage: Eukaryota; Metazoa; Mollusca; Gastropoda; Architaenioglossa; Ampullariidae. The record is from RefSeq and is a predicted model, not a curated record. The coding region runs from base 2502 to 4379 and encodes 625 amino acids. The transcript has 5 exons.